Molecule: messenger RNA, 1501 nt
Organism: Antechinus flavipes (yellow-footed antechinus)
Lineage: Eukaryota; Metazoa; Chordata; Mammalia; Dasyuromorphia; Dasyuridae
Product: phostensin-like
Exons: 1
Coding region: 298-1221 (307 amino acids)
Molecular function (GO): phosphatase binding
Source: RefSeq, a predicted model, not a curated record
ACCAAAGAGCAGAGACCUGGCUCAAAAGAUCAGAAACAGAGUUUGGUGAAAAGAAAAUCAAGAAAUCAGAAUCAGAGAUGGGGGAGAAAUGGGAAGAAGAGUCUGGGGGUAGCAGAAGUUCCAGAGCAGAGUCUUAGGCCUACAGAGACCUUGGAAGGGAGAUUAAGCCCAAAGGAGACUGAGGAGAGGAGUGGGGAAUUAUUGGAGUCAGGGCAAAGGGAGAAAAGCUCUGUGGAAGCUCAAGAACAAAAGAAGAAUCUAGUAGAACCUCCAGAACAGGCUUCUGGGGGAUCUGAAAUGAGUUUAAACCCAGGAGAAGAAAGCAAAGGGACCUCAGGUGAACCUAGGACAGAACAGAAUAAAUCCAGGGAGAAGUCAGGCCUUUUGAAGACACAGGAAUUUCGAGCACUGAGUUCAGGGGUAACAGAGGCAGCAGAAAGGAGACUGAACCCAAGAGAGAAUGUAAAAAUGAGUUCUGGACUGAAGAAAGCACAGGACAGACUGAACUCUGGGAAGGCUCUAAAAUGGUGUCCUGAGGGAUCGGAAGCUGAAAAACAGAAGUUGGAGUUCUUAUAUCCCAGAUAUAAGAAGUUGCAGUCACCAAAGGCUGCUGAAAAACAAGCUGGGGAUGAAGGCAGGAUGGUAAGCUCCCUUAGAAGCCACUCCUCUGUGACCAGCUUUUUCCUACUCGAGAAAGUUAGAAUUGGAAACUCAGGGCCACAGCACCCCCUACCAUUCUCGGUACCUCUCCUAUUCCCUGCUCCACCAAUCCAGUGGACCCCAAAGAGCUGCCUGAAGAUUCUGUUCAGCGGGAUACACAGUAACCUGGGGUCUAGGCCUCAGGCAACCUCUCUCCUACCUAAACCCCAGCUCCCUGGCCCUGGAAAGAAGCAGUACCCCACUUCUGAGGAGGUAUCGGUGGUUGGGGAUUACAUCAGCCUCACCCGAAGCUGCCUGGCAAAGAGUUCCUCCGAGAGACGCCACAAACAGCUCAGAAUUUCAUUUAAGGAGCCAGUCCUGCAGAGCAUCUAUUAUUAUCCUUCUGAGAAUUCUAUGCUACCGAACAUGGGCUCUAUCUUGAUGUUUGUCUCCCCUCCUCCCAUGCAUAGGAAGAGGAGGAGAAAUAGGAGGAAUUACUGCCACCACCAAGGGAACAUGGAGAAGAAUUCAAGAUCAAGGUCUUGCUUGGGGAGUGGAGAACUGUGUCCUCUCAAGUGCUGAAGAUGGAACCUCACUUAUUAGAAGUUGAUGUGCUGAAAGAGCCCCCACAAAAUGAACUUCCAGGAGGAGAAACUUCCUUCUCCACCUCACUGUCCUUGUGCUGUGUCAGGACACCCCCUCCAAAAAAAAAAGAAUAACUUGACUGUUCAUGACCUUGUUCUUGAAUUAUGUUGUUUUUUUCUUGAUUGAUUAGGCUAAAUAAAGUCUGUUCUAUAUAUUUCAUGUUGUGUUAUUCUGAGUGCUUACACAAGAACUUAGGGUCCCCACCUUUUAAAAAUAU